AUGGAUAUUCAUGUUCUACAAAGCCAGCCCGCCCAGAAGGUCACGUUUAAAGACUCUUCCACGGUUCGUGUGGAUUUGGUCCGCGGCGGGUUCCAGCCGCGCCUUCCGACUUCGCUGCCGCCCCCAGGGCAGCAGCAGCAGCCGUCGCCGCUACCACGCCGACAGCCCGUCCCGUUGAUGCCUCCCGCGCAGCUUCAUCCGGGAGCGCCCCGGGUGGUCGCUCCGGCGCCUGCGGUCCCUCUUCAGUCGCCACCGCCUUCGGAGCUGAUGGAUGUCGACCCCUCAGCCGGGCCGCCUUCCCAAGCGGUGGCUGUGCAGCCUGUCCUGCAGCCGCUUUCCUUGGGCACCCCCAAGGAGUCUGACGCCGCAGCGCCUUGUCCGGCGCCCACUCAGCAGCCGUCGACGCAGCGUCAGGAGACGCUGCCUCUCUUCGUGGGUCCCGACGCCCCGUCGCGUCCAGUACCAGAAGCUGCGCCCGUGGUCACAGGGGCGUCGGCGGAGUCUGCGGCGGGGGCGGCGGCGGCGGUAGAAGCGCCGUCGACGUCGCCCGCUGACCAGGUGAGCGGGCGCGGGGCCGCGACCCAAGGGCGCCCGCUCUUCUUGCCGCAGCGGCGAUCUGCACAGUGCCGUCUCGGCGGCUAG
Messenger RNA from Schistocerca americana (American grasshopper), 642 nucleotides. RefSeq names its product translation initiation factor IF-2-like. The record is from RefSeq and is a predicted model, not a curated record. NCBI's taxonomy places the organism in Eukaryota, Metazoa, Arthropoda, Insecta, Orthoptera, Acrididae. The coding region runs from base 1 to 642 and encodes 213 amino acids. The transcript has 3 exons.